CUCCCCGGGGAACCAGGGGCUGCCCGCCAGGCUCUUCUGCAGCACAGUGGCCACAGAGGGUGACAUCUGCCUCCCUGCCUGGCCACAGGGUGGGCCCAGGGCAUUUGUUCCAAGCCUCCCAGGGGCCUGAGGGCCAGAACCCCACUACAGGCUUUGCUUGAGAACAGAGUCCAGCCCAGGAGUGGAGCGGUGCUACUUCUGCUGGAGUGCUGGCUGCUCCCAGGGCUCACCAGCAGCUUCUCUCUUCCCAGAUGCUCUUGACCUUCACCACCUCUGAGAGAGAAUGUGUGCAGGAGAGGGCUGUGGGGAGGAUUGAGAAGAUGAGCUCUGCGCUAUUCAGACAUCCCACACUGGCGUCCUGUGCGAGAUACCUCAGAACUUCUGAAAGGACAGACAUCGUCCUUGUGUUCAUCGAGGCGAUGAGAGACUCCAGCAUCUUUGACAAGAAGCGGGCAACAGACUUGCUGGACAUGGUCAUGGAAUUCCCUGACUUCUGGCUGGCGGAUCUGCCAAAGAUCAUGAGAUGCAUCCACAAAAACCUGGACGGCAUCAACACAGCACCAGCUCGGCAGAGCGUGGCGUCCCUGCUUCUGCUCAUGGCUGACAGGAGACCUGGGAAGGUGCUCACAACGCUGCUGAGGAUCGCUCCACCAGGAGACAGGACUGCCCUGGACAUGUGGGACAUGAUGAUCUCCACACCCCGGCCUCUGAAGAAGAUCUUAAGAAACCUGCGCAAAAGACUCCUGGCCAUAGACUCCAUGUUUCCCGAAGGCGUCAUCAGUGGGUCAGAAAGUCCUGACAUGGCAAGAAAAAUACAGUCCCUCCUGCCACAAGUUGUGGGGUUGCUCGACUACAGCAACACAGAAGUGAAAAGGAGAGUCCUGACAUUCUUCCGCAGCGUGAUGGGACACCUGAAGAGGGAAGAGGCCAGGCCCACUGUCGAGCAGCUGGAGGAAAAGCUCCUGCCCCUCUUUGAUGAUGUAAGGCUGAUGACGGAGACUGAGCCCUGGGGGUGGGCAGCCUGCAGUGCCAGCUGCCCUUCAGCCCAGCCCCGUGGACAGCACUGGGAGCAGGCUCUGCUCCCCUGGGCUCUCGAGUCCAGCCAGCUGCGAGAGCUCUCCAUCUGCCUCUUCAGAGAGCGGGUGCAGUCAGUGAUGGUGCACGACAAGAAGAGGAUUAAGAGCUACGUGCACCGUGCACUGCUCCCUCUCUUCUUUCGUUUGAGCGAUCAGAACAACAACGUGGCCAAGGCCGCCAGGGAAGCCCUCCUUGGUGCAGCAGAGCUCCUGAAAUGGAAGCAGCUCAGACACCUGGUGCGGACUCAGCAGACAUGGAGGAUUGGAGAGAGCUUGGUGAGAACAGCGAAGGCCCAGGCUGACUGA
Messenger RNA from Columba livia (rock pigeon), 1382 nucleotides. RefSeq lists its product as uncharacterized. The record is from RefSeq and is a predicted model, not a curated record. Gene Ontology annotation, cellular component: cytoplasm. Lineage: Eukaryota; Metazoa; Chordata; Aves; Columbiformes; Columbidae. The transcript has 7 exons. Bases 252 to 1382 code for a protein of 376 amino acids.